AUGGCGUCGGAUCACGAAAUUCCGCUCCUCCCGUCGCCGUCAUCCCGCCUCUCUCCCUCCUCUCGCGCGCAUCUUACGAACGUCGCGGGGGACUCGAGCCGCAAUUCCCGGUUCCGCCGGCACACCGCGUGGGUGCUGUUCACCUUAGCAGCCGUGCUGCUCCUUCUCUUGCUCGAGCUCGAAAUCCUUCCCCUGCCUUCGUACCACUCGCGUUCGUACACGUCAGAGUCCUACGUGGCUCAUUCUCAGCCACGUGGUCCCGCGGAACCGCGCAGUCUAGAAUCCGCGUUAGGUCCAUAUGCGAAUUUCGAUCCUUCCGGUCGUUUUCGUGAAGGGGAGAGUGCUUAUAACGAAGGCUGGAAGAACGCGGAGGAAUGGCGCAAGCGGGCUGCGCAGCUCCCCCGGCUGCGCGCGGAGCAGAGGCGCGCGCGGAAGGCGCAAAGGCAUGUGGGGAAACCGCCUGGCGAUGGCGCAGGGGGGAGCGGAGGGGGAGGCGUGGGGUUGCGCCUGUGGCCCAUGCCGGCGGAAAUAGCGGCGGAAGGAAGCGGAGAGGUAGUAGUCAGCCCGAACCUGAGGCUCGACAUUAGCUUCGGCGGAGUGUCGAGCCUGCUAGACGGGGGAAAGCGGGAGGAGAAUGCGGAGGUGCUGCGACGCGCGUUCGAACGGUACCUUGGGAUCAUCUUCGCGCAUGAUUAUUCGCGGCGGCGCGGCGCGCAGAGCCAUGGCGGCUCGGAGAGGCGCCGGCUGGGGGGAAGAAACGCGGCGGAAGAGGGUUGGAAGGCGGAAGGGGGAGGAGACGAGGCGGAACGGAAGGGGGGUGAAAAGGAGGGAAAGGGGGAAGAGGAGAGUGGAGCGAAGGGGGAGGGAGAGGGAUUGGAGGAGGGGGAGGAGGGGGUAGAGGUGGUGGAGUGGGUGAGAGUGCACGUGGAGGACGCAGAAGCAGAGCUGCACAUGGGAGUGGACGAGAGCUACGAGUUGUCCAUCCCACAGGCAUCGACACCAUCAUAUGAUGCUGUUGAUGCGGCACAUGAUGCGGCACAUGAUGCGGCACAUGAUGCGGCACAUGAUGCGGCACAUGAUGCUGCUCAUGAUGCUGCUCAUGAUGCUGCUCAUGAUGCUGCUCAUGAUGCUGCUCAUGAUGCUGCUCAUGAUGCUGCUCAUGAUGCUGCUCAUGAUGCUGCUCAUGAUGCUGCUCAUGAUGCUGCUCAUGACGGCAACACAAACGCACGCCAGGGCCAUGCCACCACUCACGCCACCAUUCGGGCCAACACCACCACCGGAGCAUUGCGAGCGCUGGAGACCCUCUCCCAGCUCUGUGUAUUCGACUUCGUGGCUCGCCUGGUCACUAUCCGGGGCGCGCCCCUUCUCAUCCGUGAUGCCCCCCGCUUUCAGCACCGCGGGCUGCUCAUAGACACGGCGCGGCACUUCCUGCCAGUACCAGUGAUGGAGAGGGUUAUUGACUCCAUGGCCUAUGCCAAACUCAACGUUCUGCACUGGCACAUGGUGGACUCACAGUCUUUCCCCAUUGAGACGCCCUCCUUCCCUCGCCUCUGGCUCGGAGCUUUCUCUCCCGCUGAGCGCUACACCACUGAUGACAUGCGCCACAUCGUGCAAUACGCGGAGGAGAGGGGGGUGAUGGUGGUACCUGAACUCGACUCACCUGCACACGCUGCCUCAUGGGGAGUGGGCUAUCCCCCACUCCUGCCGUCCGCUGCCUGCCCUGAGCCUCUCGAUGUCUCCAACCCUUUCACCUUCCAGCUCAUCAGAGGGGUGCUGCAAGACCUCCGUGCAGUCUUCAAAAGCUCCCACAUUCACCUGGGGGGAGACGAAGUCAGCUUUGAGUGCUGGAAUUCAUCUCCCACCAUAAGUGCAUGGCUGCAGCAGCAGAAUCUGACAGCAGAGGGCGCGUAUGGGUACUUUGUGAGGCGAGUGCAGGCCUUGGCCGUGGAGGCUGGAUGGGAGACUGCUGUCGUGUGGGAGGAGCCGUUUAAGGUGUUCGGUGCUGACCUAGAUCCAGCCACCACCAUCGUGCAGAACUGGUUUGACACGGCUCUGCCGCCCGCAAUCGUGCAGUCUGGAUUCCGCAUGAUCUUCAGCAAUCUCAACCUCGGCUGGUACCUUGACUUCGUUGACCGCACAUGGAAUGAGGUGUAUUCUCAGGAGCCGACAGCAGGGGUGGCAGAGGCGCUGCAGCACCUGGUGGUGGGCGGCGAGACGUGCAUGUGGGGGGAGCGGGCCUAUGUGGACUCGCAUCCCUCUGAGGCACACACGCGCCUGCACAUGUUCCGCUGCCUGCUCACAUCCCUCCGUUCCACCCAUCCCUCUCUUCCCAUCUCUCUUGCUUUCUACCCAGAACGCCUCUGGUCAACGCGGGCAUAUGUGGACUCGCAUCUCUCUGAAGCACACACGCGCCUGCACCUGUUCCGCUGCCUGCUCACAUCCCGCGGCAUAGAGGCCGCUCCGGUUGACAAUGCCUACGCACGCUCCCAGCCCCCCUUCCCUGGUAGCUGCUAUCGCCAAUAA
Messenger RNA from Closterium sp. Yama58-4, 2523 nucleotides. NCBI's taxonomy places the organism in Eukaryota, Viridiplantae, Streptophyta, Zygnematophyceae, Desmidiales, Closteriaceae. The record is from the annotation of a GenBank genome assembly.